Musa acuminata subsp. malaccensis (wild Malaysian banana) is the source of this 542-nucleotide messenger RNA. The record is from RefSeq and is a predicted model, not a curated record. NCBI's taxonomy places the organism in Eukaryota, Viridiplantae, Streptophyta, Magnoliopsida, Zingiberales, Musaceae.
CCGUGGCUUCGAAGUCAUAGAUGCCAUCAAGGCACGCACGCGUGGAAUCACUUUGCAGGGGGACUGUGUCUUGCGCCGACAUCCUUGGCCUUGCAACUCGAGAAAGUGUCGCACUGUUUGGAGGACCGUCUUGGGCGGUAUUUCUAGGCCGCGGGGGCGCGAGGACGACAAGCCAGGCCUCCGCCACGGCGAACCUUCCGCCGCCCAGCGCGAGCUUAUCCGGCCUCGUUUCCUCGUUCGCCUCCAAGGGACUCGCUCCCUGGGACGUGAUCUCGCUCUCCGGCGCACACACCGUAGGCCAAGCACGCUGCACCAGCUGCCGCCCCCCGCAUCUACGGCGACAGAAACGUCGACAGCGGAGGGACCGCAUACUCGAGACGAUCUCUCGACACGGAAUUAGAUGGAGUCUCGAAAUUUCUAUCAGUCGUCCCUCCGACGUUCACGGCAUUAUUUGAUUCAUUAUUCUCUAAUAUUACCAUACGGAAUUAGAUGCUUAUAGUAAUAGAGAGAAUAAUGAAUCAAAUAAUGCUGUGAACGGCACG